CCCAGCGGCAGCGGGGCAAGGAUGAAGGACCGGACCGGGGAGCUGCGCGCUGCCAAGGACAGUGAUGAUGAUGAUGAAGUCACCGUCAGUGUGGACCGGGACCGUUUCAUGGAUGAGUUCUUUGAGCAGGUGGAAGAAAUUCGAGGCUUCAUUGAUAAAAUUUCGGAGAAUGUGGAAGAAGUGAAAAGGAAGCACAGUGCCAUUCUGGCUUCCCCCAACCCUGAUGAAAAAACGAAAGAGGAGCUGGAGGAGCUGAUGUCUGACAUCAAGAAGACGGCGAACAAAGUGCGCUCCAAACUAAAGAGCAUUGAGCAGAGCAUUGAACAAGAGGAGGGGCUGAACAGGUCAUCGGCCGACCUGCGGAUAAGGAAAACUCAGCACUCCACGCUGUCCCGCAAGUUCGUGGAGGUGAUGUCGGAGUACAACGCCACGCAGACCGACUACCGGGAGCGCUGCAAGGGCAGGAUCCAGAGGCAGCUGGAGAUCACUGGCAGGACCACCACCAGCGAGGAGCUGGAGGACAUGCUGGAGAGCGGCAACCCGGCCAUCUUCUCCUCUGGGAUCAUCAUGGAUUCAAACAUCACCAAGCAGGCUCUGAACGAGAUUGAGACACGGCACAGCGAGAUCAUCAAGCUGGAGAACAGCAUCCGAGAGCUGCACGACAUGUUCAUGGACAUGGCCAUGCUGGUGGAGAGCCAGGGAGAGAUGAUUGACCGCAUCGAGUACAACGUGGAGCACUCGGUGGACUACGUGGAGAGAGCUGUGUCCGACACCAAAAAGGCGGUGAAGUACCAGAGCAAAGCCAGACGGAAGAAGAUCAUGAUCAUAAUCUGCUGUGUGAUCCUGGGCAUCGUCAUCGCCUCCACCUUCGGCGGCAUUUUCGGCUAGGCUGCCCCCGGGACUGUCAGUGUGCGAUGGAUGGAGCCGCGCGUGCCGUGGGGCUGCAGCCGCCCGGAGCCCCCCGCGCAGCCCCGGAGCCUCCCAGCAGCAUUUCAGUUUCAUGCAUGGUUGUUUGUGACGCUGUGUGUGCGGUGCGGUGCGUCUGUGUGGAGGGAGCUCCGGCCCCGGGGC
This is a messenger RNA of Agelaius phoeniceus (red-winged blackbird), 1071 nucleotides long. It is a transcript of the gene STX1A, whose product is annotated as syntaxin 1A. NCBI's taxonomy places the organism in Eukaryota, Metazoa, Chordata, Aves, Passeriformes, Icteridae. Gene Ontology annotation, biological process: exocytosis; intracellular protein transport; vesicle fusion. Gene Ontology annotation, molecular function: SNARE binding; SNAP receptor activity. The record is from RefSeq and is a predicted model, not a curated record. Gene Ontology annotation, cellular component: endomembrane system; SNARE complex; plasma membrane.